AUGUAUGGUACACCAACAAGAAAACAGUUCUAUACGAAGGAGCGACAAUGUGUUGGCAAAAAAUGGGUAAUCGCAGAGGAUGAGGAAAAUGAAGUAUUCAAGGCCACGCAGGUAUACAAAACGACGGAGCCGAAAAGGACGCAAUAUUAUACGAUCAUGUCAAGAAACGGGUCUCUUGGUAGAAGAGAAAGACGCCAAUGUCGUUUAAGAAACUGGAAACGGCUAGUGUUCCAGCAUUUCGUUGGUCUUAUCAUGCUAUGA
This is a messenger RNA of Cylicocyclus nassatus, 261 nucleotides long. Lineage: Eukaryota; Metazoa; Nematoda; Chromadorea; Rhabditida; Strongylidae. The record is from the annotation of a GenBank genome assembly.